Messenger RNA from Hydractinia symbiolongicarpus, 2516 nucleotides. RefSeq lists its product as uncharacterized. Lineage: Eukaryota; Metazoa; Cnidaria; Hydrozoa; Anthoathecata; Hydractiniidae. The transcript is spliced from 3 exons. The coding region runs from base 417 to 1322 and encodes 301 amino acids. The record is from RefSeq and is a predicted model, not a curated record.
UUGGAAGAAAAAGCAGUUGUUACUAAGAAAUGUGCUGAAAAUUUUGUGUGAAUCAUUAUUUGUUACUUUUAGUUAAUAAAAUAAGGAGAAGACAUAAGAUUCUGUAAGGACAUUUCUGUGGUAUUUGGUUUUUUAAACAUAACUUGAGUAAAACUGACAGUAUUUAUUGAUGGUGAUGAAAGGAGACGAAAAGCUAAUGAAUUGAUUUGGUAUGCAAAAGCUACAUAACAAUACCACAGAUCAGAAAUCGAACCUUGAAAUAAAAUAAGCCAAAUUUAAACAACAAAUUGCGUAAAUAUACAGCUGUGUAAGGCAUUCAAGUAGGGGAAAUUUAUCUUAAACCUGUGUCACACUUAUGAAGCAAACACAGAAGCAAGUGAAUUAAACAAGUGCAGCAAGCAAUAGACACUAUAAACAUGCCAUUAGGCAUAGGAAAAUACAGUCAACAUAAUAAGUUGUCAACGAAUGGUGCUGAUGAUGAUGAUGAUGUAAUAAACCCUGUUAGAGACUAUCUUCUGUUGUACUUAGGAGAUCAAAAGAUAUCUGCAUUACACUCAAGAAAUUUUUCAUUCAUUGUAGACAAAAUUUAUAAUGAAAAAUAUUCUCCAUUGGGGGCACUGGUUCAUUUGAGAAAAUUCAAGUUCAUCGUAAAUUCUGAGGGAAUUACAAUUGUUCAACCAGCUACAAGAAAAUUUCCUUCUAAGAUUAUAACAAAGUAUCAUUUAUCAAAUGUGUUGCUAGUAACUUGUGACCUUAAGCAUGCAAAAAUAUUCACAGUUGUACUACGUGGUACCUCCAACACAGAAGCACUUCAUGUUUAUUUAUGUAGUAAAGAAGAACAUGCAAAAAAUCUGAUUGAGGAAUGUAUUAGAGAAUUUCAGAAUGCACCAUCAGUAAAAGGUAUAAAAACUUUUUCUCAUCCAGAUGGUUUCGAAAUCAUACGUGAUUGUGACACACAAACGAAUACAAGUUUUUCAGUAACAACUGAUGUAGUUGAAAAACCAGGCACUGAGAUUGCUGAAAGUAAAGUUAAAAAAGAUGACAACAAAGUGAAUACUUCAACUGACUUUGGAGACUUCCAGGUUAACUUAGGAGAAGUUCCGCAGAGCCCUAUCUUAUUAUUUGAAAAUAUCCCACAGCAAAGUGACGCGAAACUUAAGAAUACUUCCUUUGAAGAUGAAUUUGAAAAAUUAGCAUUAAAACGAAACAUUUACCAACCAGAUCAUUUACAAGAUAAAAGUGUUGAGUCUGUUCUAUUAAUGCAAGAACAUGCCCUUGACCUGAAUAACACAAGAGAGCAUAUCUUUUCUCAUUUUAACUAACUUUAAAAAAACAGAUGAUUGUUAUAUUUCAUCUUUUUUUGGAUGUCUAGUUUUUGGUGUUGAAAAUAACAGAGCUUUACAUGAUUGCUAUUGAAUAAUCUAAUGUUAAAUGAUGAAUUUCAAACAGAAGCAUAUAAUGACUUAUAGAGAGUUUAAUGUCCAGUGUUCACAAUGGGACAACAUAAUGUUUCAAAGACCCUUUCUUGAGAUGUUGUUUGUGAAAAGCAGAGCUUUUUUUUAAUAUUGUAUUUUAAUGAAAUUUUGUUAUAUAUUUGCUUUUCAACAAUGUUUUCCAAAGUUUUUUUGAAUACUGAUUAAGAUUUAAAAAUAGCUGUGAUCAGUCCCUUUUAUACGUUACUGUAAUGUGACAAUUGAUUGCCUUGAAAUUUGAUUUUCUCUAUUAGAUUUUCAGAGCUUUAAGCUGGGUGCUUGCUUGCUUGAGAAGGAUGCUUAUUUAAAAAAACUAAUUUGUUUGCAAAUAGAAAAACGACUAUUAGUUUUUUGUUUUUACUAAAAUAUAUUUUAAAAACUUGUAAAAAAAUUAAAUUUUUAGAAAAGGUUUUGUUUUUGUUAACAGGGCUCUUAUUGGAAGAAAAAGGGGGUUGUAAGUCAUGUAUUACCCAUACUGGUCUGGCGUGAAAGGACUGAUGUGACUAGAUAAGUGGGUCACAUGCAUUCUAAUUAUAAGAAAAGCAUGCUAUCCGUCUAAUUAAGCCUCAUUUUAUCCUUAACCACACAAAUUAAAAAUAGAUUCAAAUAUUUCUAUUGGGAAAUUUUAUGUCAGAAAGGUGUUUUUAUUCAUAUUUUAAACAAAAAUCUUUAUUUUUUUAGAUAUUUAUUAAUAUGGAGGCUAAAAUUUCCAAAAAUAUUUUUAUGGUUUGAUAUCAAUUUUGAUAUCAGUUUUUUUUAAAAUCAUUGUUACUUUUUUUAAGUGACAGCUGGUUCAUGUAUAAAAGGUUUGAUGAUGUGAGAAAAAGUUUUUAGCAUUAUAUUGAGAGACUGGUUUUCACUUCGUCAGUUUUUAUUGUUGUUGCUGAACUUCUAAAAAUUGAAUUAACUAUUAUUGUUUUUACUUAAAACAAACAUAUAUUAUUAUUACUAUUGUCCUGCAGGGAAUAUUUAAAGCUGCCAGUAUGAAGUUAAACAAAAUAUAAUAGUUUUUUUGUGGUGUGUAAUAGAAAAAUUUAUUUAGUA